UAUAAUUAUUGUAAGUAUUAAUUUAUCUAUAUCUAUUUGCAUCAUUAAUUUAAAAAUUGCGUCUAUGAUUUGUAACUAACGUUUUUGCUUUGAAUCGCUCUAAAUGCGUUCAGUUGUUAUAUCCAGAUGUAGGGUAAAUAAAUCCCUACUGUUUGAAUCUGUGGACGGUCCAAACUUUGCAACUAUUUUUGACGCGUUUGAACUACCAGUAGUUGAAUAUCCCAGAUUUGCAACGUUGCCGCCCCCUGUAUUUUUCAUGGUCAACACUAAGAAAUGUGUCGGAAAAGACGCUUUUCAGAGAUUGAAUUAUUUAUAUCAGAUUACUAAUGAAACUGCUACACAAAGUCCAUCCGAGCAUACAGCAUCUAUUCACUAUUCCAACCUUUUAAUAAAUGUUUCCAAAAAAACGGUCCAAAGAUUGGAUAUUGGAAUUAAAAGAACAAUUUGCAAAAAAUGCAGGACUUUAUUGCUGGCUGGCAUAACCAGUAAAGUAAGGAUCCGGAAAAAGCAGCUUGUACAUACAUGUAUGACAUGCAAGACACCUAAAGUAUUUGAUGUUCAAAACCGACAAUAUUUGUUAUGGUCUCAACAAAAGGAAAGUAUUGAACAGAUUUUGAACUACAGCCCUACUGGGAAGAAUAGCCAGGAAAAAAAACUAAAUAUUAAUUAAAAUGUUUUAAUAAAUAGUAUUUCCUAUUGACUACUAAUUUAAUAGAAAAGAAUUUGGAUUUUUGAGAUAUUUUUUGUAAAUAUUAAGGUAAGUACCUCUUAGCUCUCAAAUUUGGAAGUGUA
Molecule: messenger RNA, 792 nt
Organism: Cylas formicarius (sweet potato weevil)
Lineage: Eukaryota; Metazoa; Arthropoda; Insecta; Coleoptera; Brentidae
Product: ribonuclease P protein subunit p21-like
Exons: 4
Coding region: 104-670 (188 amino acids)
Biological process (GO): tRNA processing
Cellular component (GO): nucleolar ribonuclease P complex
Source: RefSeq, a predicted model, not a curated record